Molecule: messenger RNA, 16216 nt
Organism: Porites evermanni
Lineage: Eukaryota; Metazoa; Cnidaria; Anthozoa; Scleractinia; Poritidae
Source: the annotation of a GenBank genome assembly
CAAAACAGACUAUUGCGUGUCGUUAAAAUCAUUGAGUGUAUUGUACUUUCGUUACUUCGACUUACAGAGAAUAACAUGGGCGGCUUUUUUCGUAUCGUAUUUUACACCAUUCUAUCAUUUCAUCACACGUGGUCAAAAGGUAAGUGGUUCAUUUAUGUCUUAGUAGCUCAUAAUUUCAAAAUAAAGCUCCUGUUAUCAUGUUUUUAAUCCCUCUUUAAUUCAUUCAACGGGAAUGAAUUGAGAAGUCUACAUUUAACUAAAGCUUCAAAGAUAGAAUGCGCAUUGCUGUGGGAUCUGAUUUAAGUAGGGAAACAUGGGAUGUCAGGGAUAAGUGUUAAGCGGGCUUCUCUUCGUUGAAUUUUCCUAUCAGUAGUUUGCGUCGUCGACAUUUAUCGGAGUCGUUCAAUUAUCAACGCAUAAUAUAUUUUCAAGAAGCUUGAAGAUUUGAGUUACACGAUUCCCAUCAUGGUUUAAUUAAAAUUUUUUGUGAAAAUGAAUUUGUCUUGGACUUCCUCCAGAGCAGUAGCUUGCAUGCGGUGAACGUGCUAAAAUGUCACGCUGUCUGGCGCGCACAUGCUGAAGUACGUCAUAAGAUUUAAUAUACUCUAGGAAUUACGAAGUUACGAGGGGCCUUUGAUAGGUCUACUUUAGAGAUUGGGACUCAAUUUGUUGUGACAAAUGUUGAUGGUGACACGUGCCCGGAACUUUGGAACAAAUAAAAUGAAACAGAAUAAAAUCCGGAAUAAAAUCAAAUAAAAUUAAAUGUUUAACUGCGUAGCCUCCCCGGCCGCAGACGUCCUUUGGGGUUCAUUCGUCACGCAUUCAUUGGGAAUGAAUGCGUGACGAACGAACCCAAAGGGACAUCUGCGGGGAGGCUAUUAACUGCGCUACCCUACCCUCAUGUAAUGAGUUUCGGUUUCCACAAGAGAAGAAAUAAAAAUUAAACCUCGCACCCGGUGAAGGGGAUUAAUUGAUGAAAAGGAAAAGUAACUGAGACCAAUCUUUGUUAAAGGAGCUGUUAACUUAUAGGGACAAAAUCUUAGAACUACAACGAUCUAGGAAGGCAAAUCGUUCAAGAGUCACAUGUUUGCGGUUUUCAAUCUGUUAAAUGCUAGCUGAGAGAGAUGAAAGAUUCAGGCGCUAAGAAGUUCGAGGUGUCACCAUGUUGAGGGUGGCCUUUGGUAGAUUCUAGAAAAAUCAAUUCAUCAUUAUGAGGCGAGAGACAACCGCCGGAAGCAAGAUGACUGGGCUUGGCACAUUUUACCAGCCUCCCACCAACUAACCACGUAAACCAAACGAAAAUCUCUUCCGCUUCCUUUUAUGAUAUUUUCUAAUGCUAGGACUUCCUCUUUCCAUGUAAAGAGUUUCAAAGUCAUUUAACAUUAGGCUUAGCUCAUUCACUGCAGUCUUUACUAACUUUUUAAUUUGUGAACCUAACCUUUUGAUAAUGCAAGUUUAUCAUUUAUAAGAAAUUAGGUUUUUUUGCAUGCUGCAAUGGUCAUUCCUCUUAUUUUGAAAGUUUGAUUUGAUGUCAGAUGAUUGCAACCACCCCCUCGGAAUGAGUGAAUCAGACAAGAGAAUCCCGGAUGAGAGUAUUACGUCAUCGUCCAAGUUAAGCUCGAAUCACGCUCCUUCUAACGCAAGAUUGAACGGACCGAGGGCCUGGUGCUCCGCUCUAGAUGAUAACUCGCCUUACAUACAGAUUCGUUUUGUUAAGGAAAAGUUGAUUACUGCAAUAGAAACUCAAGGAAGCGCUCCUGACAACAGUUGGUCAACUAAAUAUGAUGUCCAUUACUUGAAGAAAGGGAAAUGGACACUGUUCAAAGAGGUAAUAUGGCUUAGUACUGCAUUUUACUCUCUGCCCCGGGUAUAUCUCAAGAAUUUGCAAUUUUUGUAGUUUACAGUUAAUUACCCAUUCCAAGAACGAAACCUUUCUGUAAUUUACCGUAACUAGCAGCUUGAACGAGAAGAUAAGAAAUUAAAAAUAUUUCUCAUCUCCUGGGCCAAAAGACUGACCAGGACUAGUCAAGGGUUUUGGCCCGUUUUCAAGGUAAAAUGGAACUUUGCAUAAUUCAGGAAAAUCCUCACAGGGCUGAAUAUACAACAAACACGUUCAAAAGAAAAAAAAACUUUUUUCCCACCAUCAUUGCCGCAUGAUCCAGUACACAUUUACUACCCGGAAAUCGAAGGGCGAAGUAGGUACGUUUGGUGCGAUUGUGUCGCUGUUUGUUAUUAUUAUUAUUAUUAUUAUUAUUAUUAUUAUUAUUAUUAUUAUUAUUAUUAUUAUUAUUAUUAUUAUUAUUAUUAUUAUUAUAUAUUACUAUUUUCUUUGUUUUUUAGCAGUUGAAAGAAACUUUUGAAUUUUAGAGGUUGACAGUUUUUUUUUUUAUUGAAAUGAAAUGUUUUUUAAUUCGAAAAAAUUUUUCUUAGUUUUAAUUAACUUAUUUAACUUUUGAAUUUUAGAGGUUGACAGUUUUUUUUUUUUAUUGAAAUGAAAUGUUUUUUAAUUCGAAAAAAUUUUUCUUAGUUUUAAUUAACUUAUUUUUAAGCUAAAUUAAGUGCUUUUUAAAUCGACAGAUUUUUAAAUUUUUUUUAAUUAUUAUUAUUAUUAUUAUUAUUAUUAUUAUUAUUAUUAUUAUUAUUAUUAUUAUUAUUAUUAUUAUUAUUAUUAUCAUUAUCAUUUCUUUCGUUUUGCACGAGGAUUCACGGUUGUUUUAGCUUGUUGCUAAGUCCUCCAUCCAAAACUAGUGGCAGAGAUUGCAAAUCUACCCUUUUACCAAGACGGGACUCGUGCAAAUCGCGAUGAAACUCAUGCUCUUUUGGUACGUCCAUAAAAACUAGCUGACAAACAUCUUGCUUUGUAAAAUGUGCUACAAUUUUUGGCCGGUUUGAUCAUUUUUAAAAAGUGUCGGUGUAAAGAGAAGGAUAUCUGCUUUGUUUAUACUUCCACUCUGGUAUUCAGUACUUGAAAUGUGUGGUAAUGAAUAAUAAUGAUUCAGGUAUCAGCUCAUACAAGUGAUCAGUCAGUCUUAUUUGCUCUAAUUUAGGGGCUUACUGGUAAUAGACACCCUAACAGACUGCAGAAGAACAGCUUCAAAGCAACAGAGCAGUUCAGGACAAAUUCCAUUCGUAUUUAUCCCAAAGAGCCAUUUGCAAAGUUUCAAAAACUAACACCUGAAGUUCCUUGCCUUCGACUGGAGCUCUACGGAUGUACAGCACCAGGUAAGUUAUCCGAUUAUAUGUGAUUUGUUUGUAAUCAAACAAACAGCGUUUAAUUGCAUUUCUCAAUCUCAUUAAUAAUUCAUCAAGUGAUAAACCAAUUGCGUGCCCGCAUUUAGGUCACAUUGAUGCACCUUGAUACCGCGGUAAAGAACAGCGUGUUUGGAUAUGAUAUCCAAACACGUGUGUUUGGAAAUCAAUUAGAAAAAGCAACACACAACUUAAACAAAGCUGUAUUACUUCUAUUGUUUGCUGUUUUCAUUUACGUCUUUCAUUUCUGCGUCUAAGCAUCGACGAAAAAUAGCAAACCUGAAAAGUAGUAAAUCAUAAAUUUCGUAAACAUUCUAAGUUUCUAUAUCACAUAAAGCACACUAGAUUAAAGUAUAACUUCUCCAAACUUACCUCUUAUCACUGCUGUCUAAAGAAUUCAAUGCAUUCCCUCCAUUUACGUCCUCCAAAUACCGCUUUAAGCCACAAACAAUUCCAUACAAGGAACGAGACGGAUAGCGACCACUGUUCUUAUUAGCAACUUCUUGGACGAAUUUUGUGAGCCAAUAGUUUAGGGAAAGACUAUCCAGGCCCUCCAACUUCUCUUCGAGACUUUGCACACCGUGAACAUCAUAAUCUUUGAACACGCUUGCCACGUCAAGUAUACAGAAUUUUUGCUCCCGCGUUGCUUGCCAAGUUCUGAAAACCUCAACGGCCCACCUGUCUUUAUGCUGUGUUCUUGCUUGGACUGUACAAGCAAAGAACCUUCUUCUUGCACACUUUUGGGCGGUCGAAACCGGCAAGAUUCAUCCUCAGCUAACCCGUCCAUGUUUCGGAACUAGCAGAACGCCACUGAAUGCAAAUUGUGAGUACUUGAAAUAAACAAGCUUUGGUUGUGAAAAACACGGACAUUAUCAUCACAAACUAUGCCCUGAUUAAACAAAAGAAGAAGGCAAAAAUCACAUGCUCAUGUGGUUUUUGCUUUCUUUUGUUUUCUUUUUUUCUUUUGUUUGCAAUCAGGCGCCGAUUGAGAAGCCAUUACAAAAACUCGUGCUUCGUGUUUUACCGGUGUUUCCAAACACUCGAAAACAAUAAAAUGGAAACCCUGGUAAAACACUCGCACUCGUUUUUGAAAUAUUACUUCCUCGAGUAAGCGACCUUGCUCUCAUCAGCGUCUUCCCUUAAUAAGAGGUUACUUCCCUUAACUAUCAAAUACGCCAACCAUUCAACAAGCGCCCUGCACUAUUUUCAAUCCUUUUUUAUUAUUAUUUGAUAAGUCGUUAUAUCACUUUUGGGAACAGAUUUUCCUGUUCGUUAUUAAGAGUAUCCUUCUCGAAUAAGCGUUACACUUGUUGACAAGUGCCGCCUCAGGCAGUAAAACACAACUCAGCUAGGUCUCACAAGUAUGUAAAGUCAGAUCUAGAACUAAAAAAACAUGGCGGGUGCUACACACAUGUCAUAUAUAGUUUCCAGGCCCUUACGAUUCCAACCGACUCGCGGGCUCAUAGCAAUAUAAUAUCAACAACACCCUCCCCCACCUCCUCGCUGAAGUAAAAUUAAGAAAACAACAAUCGAGGAGGAACCCAGAAGAUUGUAAAGUCCCAGAAAAUUAAACGAACGGCGAUCAAGGGGAGUUCAUGAGUGUACUAAAAAAGUUAUACUACUGUAGCACUCAAAGCAUCUAUUUGUAUUAAAAGAAAUCCUUGAAGGCUGGCUGUAUGAUGUAGAUUGUUGAAUAAAAUAUUAUUCAUUAUUCUCAGCAAUUUGCAAAGAUCCUGGAAUUCCACAACAUGGCGUAAGGCAGGGUAAUGAUUUUGAACACGGUAUAGCAGUGAACUUCACGUGUAAUGCCGGGCUUACUUUGGUCGGUAGCAAGUCAAUCAAGUGUCACAAUGGAAUUUGGAGCUCAGGUUUACCUCAAUGCAAAAGUAAGUUGAUUUGAAUGGUAAUAGUGGUUUGUAAACGUAGGGUUUGCUUUUGUACUCUUUUGCAACGGCAUAAAAAAUAUUAUUUUACAUUUUUUCAACCCACACCUCGAGGGUGCGAGAUGAAAAGUUUAAAAAGAAAUAGAAGUGUCAUCAAUCACCUAACCCUUCACCGACAUUUUAAGUUUUAUAACUAAUACCAAUUUGUCUUUAGCUACUUGCAGGAAUCCUGGAGUCCCGCAAAAUGGAAGGAGGCGACAAAAUACGUUUAUUGAUGGCGACUCAGUUGAAUUUUUCUGUGAUGUAAACUACACGUUGAUUGGCUCGUCUGUUAUCCGCUGCAUUAAGGGAGUGUGGAGUUCAAGUGUUCCGACUUGCAAAGGUGUUAUAAAUUAACAUUCUUUUCCGCUCCCCGUAAGAACUAUCGUAGAACCAUCAUACUUUUAAGCAUGCCAAAUAAACAACCGAACCUAAAAUCAUUUCUUUCGUCAGAGAUAAUAGGCCAUUUGCACUAAGAGGUCAUGUGACAUCAUUUUCAUGAAAAUGAAAGUUAUAUGACUUUGCCUUCAAAAAACCAUUAGUGGGUCAUGUCUUAAACAAAAUAAUAGUGAUUACGUUUUUCAAACCCGAACCAUUUUCUUAAAAUGAGUCAGUUCGUAGCUGGUCACGUGACCAAAAUGUGAUUUUAUUUAAAAACGAUGAAUUACCUCUUUCUGGACAGAAAUUUUGCACUUAAACUUCAAGGAAAUUGUUGAAAAGAUGAUGUGGUAACGUUUUCAGCACAUCUGAGUGUGACUAUCAAACGUUUAACAAGAUACAAGCAAAAAGCAGUUUUGGCCGCCAUAUUGGAGGGCAAGAGUAUGCCCUCCAACAUGGCAGCCAAUACAAAUCAUACCACUUUGUUUUGUGCCACAAAAUAUCUCCUUUAAAUGCCUUUUCUCGCAAAUUUCGGGUGUAAGAUAAUUUUUAUGCCCUCCGUCAAUUUUUGGCAUCAGCAAGAUUCCAAUUUAUUGUUUAAAAGAAGCAUUGGUCACGUGACCUCUUAGUGCAGGCGGCCUAUUAUUCGUUAUGGUCCGUCGCGGUGGAUCUGAACUAAAGUAGACAUCAGCUGUUGUUCUAGAUUUUCUUACACCCUUGUGUAAAUUUAGUGUGCUACAAUUUUGAGAUCAGUGAUGAUAUGCUGAAGUAUCGGUGUACUCUAACCAGUGUUGUUUAUUUUUCUUCCCUUUUUUUAGCUUCUUGUCCAGAUCCCGGAGUACCGCAAAACGGGCAGAGGGUUGGCACGAGUUUUGGGCACGGCAAACACCUUCAGUUUUAUUGUAGUUCAGGUCAUUGGUUGGUUGGAAGCCAGCUGAUCGUUUGUAAUGAAGGCAAAUGGAGUAACGACAUUCCCACGUGUAAAGGUAGAUUUUCUACAGUGAGAACGCAACGCGACAUUGUAGUGUUUUUGGGAAGAAGAGUAUAAAUUUUGUGUUGUCAAGUUAAGUGAUAGAAUUAACAAGCACUCUUAAAAGCAGACAGAGUAAUACCAUCUCAAGAAGAAAGACAACAUUUUUUUUUGUUUUCAGUGCAAGGUGUGUUUCCUUGUUAUAACUAGUCCCAUCAUUAUUGUUUUGAAAUGAUUCAGUUAAGAACAAGGGUUCAUUCAAUCACAGUCCCUAAAUCAGAAAAUAAAAGAUGUUAAAUUGUUCAGUACUAACCAUCCUCGGAACUUUCGGAGUCCAUCUGAUUUCAACGAAAUUCUCUUCCAGAAUAGUCCGUCAUGGUUAGUCAUCGUUUUAGAUUACGCUUUGCAACGUAGCUUAACCAGAAAGAGGGGCGGAAGGGAAGGAGGGGGGGGGGGGGGGUGGGGUAGGGGGGGGGGGGGGGGGUUGAGAUACUGCUAAAGGGUUCUCCUUCAGUAGCAGCUUCUCGCCAAACCAAUUGGCUUGACAAAACAUUGAUUGACAGCUAAGCACUAUCCAUUUCUCUCCUUUAAGGGGUGAAUUUGGCUAGAUAUUCGUAUUCGUAUUCAUUUUUGUUUUUUAGAUUGUUUUACGAUGCUAAUUGCCGUGCCGUGUUUCUUUCCUAGCACUUGUAAACGCUUAUAAACGCCUCCGAGAAGGCAUAUUAUUUUUUCACGAGCCUGAGUUUGAGAUGAGUUUGGUAAUUUUUGCCCUUAUAAUUAACCCUUUUUUAUCAGCUAUGUGUAGAGAUCCUGGUAUCCCUCGCAAUGGGAUAAGAAUAGGCGAUGAUUUUGGAGAUGGUCAAAUGGUAGCUUACCAGUGUGACAGCAAUUUUGAUCUUUUUGGUUCAUCUACGUCGUUUUGUAUAGCAGGAGAGUGGAACUCUACAAGACCAACAUGUAAAGGUGUGUAUGUCGUCAUGAAAUAUUCUUAAAAUAUAUUACCGUAAAGUUCCCAUAGUAGCAACUCUCGUUACUUUUGGAAUCAGCAGCAAUGCAUGAAUCAGCCGAUGUAGAGAAAAUCGAAUUCUUCUCUGACUCAGGGGCGAGGAAAGCUAAACUCAGUGCUUUAACAGUCCAUGACAAAAAAUGCGUUCUAUAGUCAGGAGCCCUCAGGGUGAUGGGUUCCUGUUAUUGUGCAGUAUACAGAAGUUUCAGUUUUAACUUGAAGAAACGUUCCUGUUCUUGAUAUGAACUUUAUAUCAGUGUAGUUUUUGCACUGCGCAAUCUGUGAACUGACUUCAACGACGAAUGGAAGUUUCAGGCAUGCCAUGUUUUCCUUGUUGUAAAGUGCCUUUCGUGAUAAAUUUGUAAAUGCACGAAGAUAUUAGAAUUGUAUGUACAUUAAAAAUUUGACUAUAGAUUGCAGUUGGAAAACAUUAAAGGUAUGAGAUUCGGUAUGUUUAUAAUUGAAAAAACGUAGUCUCGAUAGUGGGGACUCGCUACUUUCGGGGGGAGGGGUCGCAACUUUCGAGGGCUCGCUAUUUUCGGGAUUUAUUAGAAGUCACAAACUUUUGGCGUUACUUUUGGGGGUCGCUACUAUGGGAACUUUACGGUAUUGUGAAAAGUUGCCUCUUAUACAAAGGAAGCGAGUAAUCAGAGUAACUUCAACUGAAACAACUUAAACUUUCAUGUUGGUGUUCAUAUUUAUAGCUUCCUGCUCUGAUCCUGGUGUGCCUAAACAUGGCCAGAGGAUUGGUUCUAACUUUGGACAUGGCAACAAGGUCACAUUUGUGUGUCCUGCUCAAUACAGUCUGGAGGGAAGCCAUUCUAUGACAUGCCAUGAGGGAAAAUGGACCUCUACCCUUCCUGUUUGUAAAGGUAUUAUGAAGCGAAAAUGAAAAGACAUUCGAGAAGUACGUCAACUGUUCCUUUGUAAACAGAUUCCCUGCAGCUGUAACUGUAUGUGUGUAGCCAAACUUUUAAAACUUCUCUGUUUCACAUUUCUGAAACAGAGAACACCUUUUCUGUGUUAGAAGGCUGUAAUUAGAUUGAUAGAGCUUAUAAAAAACAUAUUUUUAAUCACAACAAAUCAGCAGGUUUCUAUGCUCGGAAUUCCCUAUCUGUGUGUGAAAAAGCGAUCUCUUGAAAUUGACAGCAACAUUUUCAUCAUGAAAAAACAUUUUGAAGCACCCUUAAAGUAAUUAAGUCAAUAUCUGAAAGGUUAAGCUAUUAUCUCUUUUUACUUUCCUAACUUCCUCUACUUUCUUUAACAGAUUAUGUUUUAGACGACAAGAAUUUAUUUACCUUUCUUUCUAUCUUAGCAUCCUGUAAGGACCCAGGCAGACCUCAAAACGGCGUUCAGCAUGGAAACGAGUUUGGUCACAACAAACACAUUUCAUUCUCUUGUCAGCCGGGAUUCCAAAUGACCGGAAGUUCCGCUGCUGUUUGUAUCAAUGGAAAAUGGAGUGCAUCUGUUCCUCGCUGCAUUGGUACUGAUGCAUUGUUUUGCUUAUUAUGUAUGGUUAAUAUAUACUGAUACUGUAGGUUAACUGUGUUUGCUUGCUGUACCAAUGAUUUUUUUAGCUAUCUGUCCUGAUCCUGGGGUCCCUGCUAAUGGAAGUAGGAUAGGGAACGACUUUCUGGAUGGUCAAACUGUGGCUUUUAGGUGUGAUCAAGGUCACACCCUUAUUGGCUCUCAAGUGUUACAAUGCGUGGCAGGAAAAUGGAAUGGAGUUUCGCCAAAGUGUAAAGGUAUAAUUUUUGCUCUAGAAGGAAAGCUUUGCAAGCAAAUUUUUGUCUUACUUCUCUUAAUGUUUUAAUGGUAGCGCCCGGCAACUAUUUUCUUGUUAUUCUUUCCUUUAAAGCCUCGUGUCCGAACCCAAUUGUUCCGUCCAACGGCCGUGUUCUUAAUUCAAGGCCUGGUCUUAGUCGCCAUGGCGACAAGGUUAAGUACGCUUGUAACUCUGGUUUCAGACUUGAAGGUUCUUCCACCAUAAGGUGUAACAAUGGAAAGUGGAAACCAUCCGCUCCCUUGUGCAAAGGUAUGAAGGUGAUUAUUUCAUCUACGAAAUAAACAAGUAUGUCGACCUUAUACGUUGUUAUGCACCAGAGAAAAGAGGUUACAGAUGUAUAAACUUUGGAUGGUUUCUUGACGUUUUUAUGCCCGAAGAACAAUUAUUCGUUGAUUUCCUGUUUUUGCCAAAGAUAGGUCGGGUGAAGGAGAUCACCUUAUUUCCUCGAAUAAUAACCGGGGGCGAUUAUUAUAUUUUUCGCACAAAAAGGGAGCGUUGUUCGAGGGAAGGCGAUAAUUUCAAACAUUGCUCACUGGAAGUCGAGCCCUGAAUGUUUUGUUUUAUUAUCCCAUUAAAUAAAAAACGAUCACUUCAAAUAUACUGAACAUGGGCUUUUAAGUGUUCCAAAUUUGGUUCCUUGAUUAAUUUUCAAUGUCAAUAUCCAUUAUCCUCAGCGUCAGAGAUUGAAUCCUCACUGAUCAGUUUCGCUGAAUUAGACUCCACUUCAACUUGACAUGGAAGGGAAAAAAGAAAGAGAAGGCGGCCAGAGGGGUGAGGGGAAGGCGAUUAUUCCAGGGAAUCGAUUAUUUUAAAUAUUUCCAUCUAAGGGGGGGGGGGGGUUGCAACAGAUAAUGGAGAAAUCAAGGCAUAUGAAUUAAAUAAUGAAAAAAAAAAAAAGUAUACAUAACAAAACAAAAAGAACAAAUGAAGCCCAGCAAUACAACUCUAUGGUCCACAGUAUUUGUAAGUCUCCACCUUUCUCUUCUUCUUUUUGUAUUUUUUUAGUUAUAUAUCUACUACCCUCAGAUGAGAAAAAAAUUCACUCCAUGUUCAGUUUUGAAUAAUUAAACCCCACACAAAGAAAGAAGAAAGAAAAAAAAAAACAAGAAGAGGGGGGGGGGGGGGGGGGGGGGGGGAUUGUUUUCGGGGGAGGUUUUUUUUUUAAAAUUUCCCUGUGGGGGGGGGGGGGGGGGGGCGAUUAUUAAUCGAGGGACAGCUAUUAUUCGAGGAAAUACAAUAAACGCAAAAAUCUUCUCAGAAGAAAUAAAGAAACAAAGGGAAAACUGGAAACCAACUUGUUUUCUUUCCUUUAGAUGUAAACGAAUGUAUAGAAGGUCUGUCAAACUGUCAUGCCAACGCUAACUGCAAGAAUACUGCUGGCUCAUUCACUUGUAAAUGUAAAACGGGUUGGGCCGGAAGUGGCAGGAUCUACUCAAGUAGAUUGAGAUUUACAUGUAUAGUAACCUUUACUAUAUCCGGUAGAUUUAAAUGACGGUUCUACUCUGGUUCUUGUUUGUGUGUCCUUUCUGUAUGUGUUGUAGUUUUUAGACAAUUUAGCUAUGAGUCUGGGAGUUAAUGACGAACAGUCUCAAAUUAUGCCUGCAUUUACUAAGUAAUGCUGUCUUAAGCUUAUACCCAGGCUAACAGAUCCAGAGUUAAUGCUUAUCCAGGGACACGUUUGAUAAAACGCGAAGAGCUCAAAAAUCGUGGAGUGAGACCCAAAGCAUCGACGCACGAUAAGGGGGCCCAAAAUAGCAGAGGGAUGACUUGCACUCGUUAUUAUGAGAUUGCAUGUUAUCUCCCAAUGCAUGUUAAUAUUUUGUUAGGAUUUAAUUUUGUUUUGAUAUAAAUUUAAUUAUUCUUUGUUCUCCUUCAUGGAAAUAUUGUAAUAUGAAUAUGACUCUAAAAAUAGCAUAGUAGAGACUCCGGCAAAUGGCAAUGUUUCGCUUCACUUUCCAAAAAGUCCUUCGUCGGCCACAAAGGCUCGCUUCGCUCGCCAAGAGGUCGAUUUGUAGCAAGUCUAUGUUUCGCUGAGUCUUUCAAGUUCCUUCAAUUUCUUCCAGAAUUGUGUCAGGACCCUGGAAUUCCACCAAACGGGGCCCGGAGAGGAAAUGAUUUUCGACAUGGGAAGCAGCUCGGUUUUACUUGCAAUAAUGGUUAUACCUUGAUCGGGAGUCGAGCAAUAACCUGCUCGGGAGGAAAGUGGAAUUCAGCAACUCCGCAGUGCAAAAGUAAGUUAAAAGAAUAAAUAAAUAAAAGGAAAAUCAUCGCAGUUGAAGGCGCGCUGCUUAUACUGCUCCAAAGAGAAAGCCUGAAGAAAUUCAGGCUUGCCGGGAUUCCAACCCUAACUUCUGGUGCGGCGCUAUCACCAAUUAAGCUAACAAGUCAACUGAGAACUGGUUAUUAAAUUGGUUCGUAAUAUACCGGAAUUGAAAGAUGAAGAUGAAAGCUAAAUUGGUGAGAGCGCUUCAUCGGUAUAACAGUGGUCAGAGUUUGGUGUUAUUGUUGUUGUUGUUUGCAAAAAAUUAUGUUGAUUAAAGCUAGAAGUAUUAUAUAACGUAUCAGUCGUGCACAGAGAAUGAAAUAUUUUGUGACUAUUAAAUUUAUUUAGAGACUUGCGCUGAUCCCGGAGCUCUACAAAACGGUCGUAUAAUUGGCAGUGAUUUCCGUCAUGGCAAAACAGUAAAGUUUCUUUGUCAAUUUCGUUUUACGGUGAGAGGGGCUAGGAGCAUUACUUGCAAUGAUGGAAGAUGGAGCGGUAAAAUUCCCGUUUGUACAGGUAUAGUUUAUAUGAGCUUGUCAUGAGUGUUGUGUAAAUAGAACGUCGGAUGUUACUUAUCGCAUAACAGGGGCACCCAACGAGAACAUAGUUCAAAAGCACUUAAACAUAGCAUUGUUAAACGUAUUUUAGCAUUUAAACGGUAGAUAAAGGCAUAUUUUUAUCCCCUAAAAAUUUUUCAUGGUUCGGAUUUCCGAGCUGAAAGUCUAGUGAUCCGAAAAUUAUAGGGAUCAAAACUUACCUUUUCGAAAAUGUCAGCCUGAGAAAAGGUUCCCGAAAAUUCUAGGUGACCUUUUUAGGGUGAAAAUCCGUUAAAAAUAUGCAAUUAUACCAUUUUUAAGGUGUUCGAAACUCCUAGGAGAGGCAGGCAAGCAAGAAAUUUUACAACAAAUGUUCCGAAAAUUCUAGAUCUCAGAUCGUCUUCCGAACAGAUAUUUUCCCGAAAAUUGUCGUUGGGUGCCCCUGAUAAUUGAAUUUUUCUGGCUUUUUAUCCUCUCUUGUUCAAAGACAAAAUAAAAUCACCACUACGAACUAAUUAAGCCCAGCACCCGCAUUUUUUUAGAUUCUCCUCUUUUCGCUGGCACAAGCUUACAUAUCAGUGAUGGGCAAACAGGUCUCGAUCAUAAAGAGUUAAUUUUCACCUUAGAAAGUUGACAAUAUCUUCCAGCACUUUUCUGCGAUUUAUACGACUUUCAGUCGAUGCUUUUCCUGAGCAAUUAGCACAUAGACGUUAUUUUCAUUGUUACUUUUUAGCAAUCUGCAACCACCCUGGAACUCCUCGAAACGGCGCAAAGCAUGGUAGAAAUUUCGAAUCUGGCUCAACGGUGAACUUUACAUGCAAUGCUGGAUACACAUUGGUUGGUAGCAAAACAAUUGAGUGUCGCAGUGGACGUUGGAGCUCAAAUUCACCACACUGCAAAAGUAACUUAUGCUUUCACUAUUACUCUAAAAAAUCAACAUUUCAAGUUUCAAGUUUAUUAUUAUUUUACAAUCCAACUGACCUGCAGGUAGCUAGGCUUAUCGAGGCAGGUCAGUCUCACAAGUUUUAAUAUUACAGAUUUCAAAAAGAGUUUAAAAGAGAGGUGAACAAAGUAACAGUUUUGCAAAACGGAGAGAAACAUAAAAGUAAUAUGGUUUCAUAUUGAAUCAAAAAAGGAAAACCUAAUAAAGGGACAAAAAUGAAAUAAUUAUGAUAUGACAGGUAUCUAGAUAUAUGUAUAGAAGUCCCUUCUUUUUAAUAUUAGGCAUGAUUUUGUCAUUAAUACACACUCAUGUUAGUCUAGUCUUUAUGUCAGCAAAAAGAACAACGCCCAUUUUUUCCCUUACUGUGCUAACUGCACAAGUUCAUGUGAGUGCAAGAAUCUAUACAGUUUCAUGUUUGCACGCAAGCAUUUUAUACCAGUUGAUAUGGUUAAACGCGGGGCUAGAUCCUAAUCCGUAUAGCCUUUUCGUUCUUCACAGAGACUUGCAGUGAUCCUGGAGCUCCACUAAACAGACUCUUCUUCUUCUUCUUCUCCCUUUUCUUCUUCUUCUUCUUCUUCUUCUUCUUCUUCUUCUUCUUCUUCUUCUUCUUCUUCUUCUUCUUCUUCUUCUUCUUCUUAUUAUUAUUAUUAUUAUUAUUAUUAUUAUUAUUAUUAUUAUUAUUAUUAUUAUUAUUUUUAUUCAUUGGAACGCAAGGAAAUAUAUGCGUAUUAAUUAAGUAAAAGAAGACUUAGACGACUUAAUGAAUUGCUUUGUUUUGUUUUCAGCAAAUUGUAAGGAUCCUGGUAUUCCAGAACAGGGUGGAAGGAAAGGCAGCAGUUUUGCCCACGGCAAAACAUUGAGCUUUUCAUGUAAUGUUGGAUACACUUUGGUUGGUGCCCAGACUAUCGAAUGCCGUGAGGGAAUUUGGAGCGCACAGUUACCGCUUUGCAAGAGUAAGUUUUCUUUAACUUCUAAUCUCAAGGACGAAUUUUUUUUCUUACACUAGCUAUAUAGCUAUUUGCAAAAGAGCACAUUCAAGAAUGGCAUCUUCAGUUAUAGAAUGAUUAACGUGAAGAUGUCGUUUUCUGUAAAUUACAGAUUGAUUGUGCAUCUCUUAAAUUAAUUAUCGUAAUGCCCCGUUUCCAACUUCACAGAGAGUUGCACUAAUCCAGGAGCUCCACAAAACGGUCACAGAAGUGGCAGUGAUUUCAGACAUGGGAAAAAGGUGACUUUCACAUGCCAACGUGGUUUUAUAUUACGUGGCAUUAGCAGCAUUACGUGCAAUAACGCGACAUGGAAUGGAAACGUUCCCGUAUGUAGAGGUAAGAGAGGCAGUCUGCAUAUAUUUGUUUAGUUCUCGCAGACUACGAGGAGCCUAAACUAAUGGACCCUUAACAUUUUACCUUUACAAGUUCGUUUUGCUGUCGGUUAUUCACGGAAUUGUUUUUCUCGUUGGCAACUGAAAAUGUACCCAUAACUUUACUUAGAUGAAACAUGUAUUACAGAGAUUUCGUUUUUGACAAUAAUUGAUUUAACUAUACGUAGUCAUUCGAACUGAUGCCGAAAAAAGAAUCGCGUCGCCUUAACCGAAGCUUGCUCGUUCAUGACAUAGGUGACUUGUAAUCUUUAAAUCAUAUCAUUUGUAAUGUUUCACUUACUUUUAUGGUUACUAUCAGAAUGUCUUCUGAUGGCUAAUCGAGAAAUUGUAACCGAUUUCUUGCAUGCUGUUUUAUCAGUUUAUGUAAUGGUCUUUUUCACACCUGCAUAUACAACGCUGUAUGCAUUACAGGUUGACCUUCAAUUGUCUUUGUUUCAGCUGUCUGCAAAAUUCCUUCAAUCCUGAAAAACGGAGCUAUAUCAACUGUUAACUUUGACAAUGAAGGCAUUAUAGAGCUGUCUUGUCACCACGGAUACAAAUUAAGCGGAUCGCGCGUGUUGCAAUGUGUCAGUGGCCAAUGGAAUGAUAGCAUACCACAAUGUCUUAAAGGUAAAAUAGCAACUUUAUUUGGUCAGAAAAUUAACAACAAAAAUAAUAUUAUAUGAAUCUUAACCACUCUCGUCCUCAGGUAGAAUUGGACCUACAUCAGUUCAAUUAUGGCGCAAAGAAUUAGUAAAUAUGCGUUUUAUGUAUUGGAGUCUUUACUAUAUAGAAAAAAAUAGUUUAUAAUAAUUGUUUGAUGGUUCGUAGCUCAGAGUUUAUGGCAGCAUUUGCUAUCAUUUGUUUUUCUGGGAUGAAAAAUUCUUUGUUUCAGUAGAAUAAAGUGGUUUUGCCUCUAAGUCGAACAUGUUUACAGCCUCAAGACAAAUGAUUCUUAUUGUUGCUGAUAACGAAAAUACAACGCGUAUAAUCAUGAGGUGUUUAUGAUUUUAGAUACUUGUCCCAGUCCCCCUACAAUUGCGCACGGUUCACACAAUGGUAAUGAUUUCACCAGUGGCACAAACGUGACGUACUCGUGCAACAAACAAUAUGUUCUGGAAGGUUCCGCUGUCAUCCGAUGUGUGCAUAGACAGUGGAUUGGAAAAGUACCAGUAUGCAGAGGUAUUGAUUUUUAAUAGGCAUUAAAGGGGCUGUGUACGUGGAUACUGCUGUUUUGGGUCAAUCCUGUGCUUAAGUCGUUACAAAGAGCCUUUACUCAUACACAUGCACAAACCACAAUAAGGUUUUGGUGAUUUCCGCUGGCAUAACAUUAAAACGUUUUUUUUGGUAAUUUUCUGUUUAUGUCCAUCUGGUCAUCACUAGAAGCACAUGAUAGGAGACAGAUUCAAUGUGUGGUAGUCUUAAAAAGCAAAACAGGUCCACGAUUUUUUGGAAUUCAAUUCGCUGAGGGGGAGAAACGCUUUAGCUUAUUAAAAUGGUAGCAAAUAUCAUGGCACAGUCCGUUUUAGACAAUAAUUCAACUGUAUAAUAUUAAUAUGAUAUACCGCUGCUUUCUCGGUGGUAUACUUUAUUCCGCAAAUAUUGUCAGCGGGAUCAUUUCUUUAAUGUUCUCUUUCAGCCCCUUGCCAGGCCCCAAAAGUACCAGCUAAUGGCUUUGUCUUUAGUGAUAACCUGCAACAUCAUAGUAAUGUACAGUUCUGGUGUGCUAAAGGCUUUGUUUUGCGCGGUUUAACUACCAUCCAGUGUAAGGAUGGGCAGUGGGAUGCUCCAUUCCCUGUCUGUGAA